AUGGAGCCGGAGCUGGAGCCCGCUCUGCGCAGGAUUCCAUCCUGGAGCAGUCUCGGGGGCCCUGAGCCUCAAGAAAUCAGCUUUCUAGAAGAGAGAGACGGUGACUCAUGGCCGUCGCCAGCCGUGACCACCAGCUCAGAAAGACUCCACGGGAAACGGGGCACGAAGUCUUCAAGAUGGACGAAGCAGGAGGCUGUGGAGAAAGGAGAGCCACCAGGCGUCGGGGAAGGUCCCCGGGCCAGGCCAGCUGCUGAGUCCACCGGGCCGGAAGCCACAUUCCCUGAGUCCACGCCCUUGGCCCGGGUGGGCACCCCAGCCGCCGGGUGGGACUGCCAGCCGCCUGACUGUGCAGCCUCGGCCGCAGGCUCCGGCACAGACGAUGGGGAGUUGGCCGCUGCGUUUCCAGCCUCAGAAGACUGGAGCCGCGAGCUGGAAGGCGUGGUGGAAGAGAGGCCAGCCCCGUGCCCGUCCCCACAGGCCCCACUGCUCAGCCUCGGCUGGGAUGACGAGCUGCAGAAGCCCGGGGCCCAGGUCUACAUGCACUUCAUGCAGGAGCACACCUGCUAUGAUGCCAUGGCAACCAGCUCCAAGCUGGUCAUCUUUGACACCAUGCUGGAGAUCAAGAAGGCCUUCUUUGCCCUGGUGGCCAAUGGUGUGCGGGCAGCACCACUGUGGGACAGCAAAAAGCAGAGCUUUGUGGGGAUGCUGACCAUCACAGACUUCAUCUUGGUGCUGCAUCGCUACUACCGGUCCCCGCUGGUCCAGAUCUACGAGAUUGAAGAGCACAAGAUUGAGACCUGGAGGGAGAUUUACCUGCAAGGCUGCUUCAAGCCGCUGGUCUCCAUCUCGCCCAGUGACAGCCUGUUCGAUGCUGUCUACACCCUCAUCAAGAACCGGAUCCAUCGGCUGCCCGUGCUGGACCCGGCCUCGGGCACCGUGCUCUACAUCCUCACGCACAAGCGGCUGCUCAAGUUCCUGCACAUCUUUGGUACCCUGCUGCCCCGGCCCUCCUUCCUCUGCCGGACUAUCCAAGAUCUGGGCAUCGGCACAUUCCGAGACUUGGCCGUGGUGCUGGAAACGGCGCCCGUCCUGUCGGCUCUGGACAUCUUCGUGGACCGACGUGUGUCUGCGCUGCCUGUGAUCAAUGAAUCAGGUCAGGUCGUGGGCCUCUACUCCCGCUUUGAUGUGAUCCACCUGGCUGCCCAGCAAACCUACAACCACCUGGACAUGAGUGUGGGAGAAGCCCUGAGGCAGAGGACAGUGUGCCUGGAGGGGGUCCUCUCCUGCCAGCCGCAUGAGACCCUGGGGGAAGUCAUUGACAGGAUUGCGCGGGAACAGGUGCACCGGCUGGUGCUAGUGGAUGAGACCCAGCAUCUCCUGGGCGUGGUCUCCCUCUCCGACAUCCUGCAGGCGCUGGUGCUCAGCCCUGCUGGCAUCGACGCCCUCGGUGCCUGA
This is a messenger RNA of Lepus europaeus (European hare), 1455 nucleotides long. It is a transcript of the gene PRKAG3, whose product is annotated as protein kinase AMP-activated non-catalytic subunit gamma 3. The transcript has 13 exons. The coding region runs from base 1 to 1455 and encodes 484 amino acids. The record is from RefSeq and is a predicted model, not a curated record. NCBI's taxonomy places the organism in Eukaryota, Metazoa, Chordata, Mammalia, Lagomorpha, Leporidae.